Acaulospora morrowiae is the source of this 213-nucleotide messenger RNA. NCBI's taxonomy places the organism in Eukaryota, Fungi, Glomeromycota, Glomeromycetes, Diversisporales, Acaulosporaceae. The record is from the annotation of a GenBank genome assembly.
AUGAUCAAGAUCAAGGUUGAUAAAAUGGAAUACUUUGACAAAACUGAUACAAGUAACUGGUCUCUUUUGGGAUAUCUCCGAUGGAGAUUAAACUUUUCGGAUUUUUCCAAUAAAUUACACGAACAUAGAGUUUUUUUCGACUUGGUCAAAGAUAUUUGUGAUGAAGGCGGAGAAAGAGGCGAAAGGGCGAAUUCGAUAUGGAGAGACUUUAAG